Molecule: messenger RNA, 1272 nt
Organism: Drechmeria coniospora
Lineage: Eukaryota; Fungi; Ascomycota; Sordariomycetes; Hypocreales; Ophiocordycipitaceae
Product: Cytidine deaminase-like protein
Exons: 2
Coding region: 1-1272 (423 amino acids)
Cellular component (GO): cytoplasm; nucleus
Molecular function (GO): tRNA-specific adenosine-34 deaminase activity
Source: RefSeq, a predicted model, not a curated record
AUGGAAGACAACUGCUGCGCGAGUGUUGGCAGGCUGGCCGUCGAUUCGACUUCGGGAGAGGCACGGCCCUAUCAAUUUGUAGGGAUCGCACCCAACCCCUUGACCGAUGACCUCAAGGAAGUCCACCGCCGACGAGGCGUCUUGAUUCCCCUAAAGACCACACAGGAGGUCCGGCAGGAUCACACGAUAUCUGCAGCCUACAUCACAAGGGCCCCGACAAAGUCGGCCAACGAUGUAAUCUCAGUCUUGCGCGCACUGAGACCUGAAGGCAGCGCUAACCCCCUGCCUCAUCUUCGUACCUGCGCAAAGCCGUCGGAUCUGCCGGCGCACAUCAAGACGCAGCUCAUGAACGACACCGCUGCCGGACGCCAGAUCCAUACGGCCAAGUCUGCCUGGAUCUACAUCAUCGUUGGCGAGGUCAAGGGAUUCGACAAGGAAGAAAUCGUCCAGAGCCUGUCCCGGGUGGAAGGGCUCGAGGAUGGUGUCUUCGUUGCCACGAUCCCCAUCCCUCUGCUGGCGCCGACGUCACAGAUACAGGCAGCCAUGUGGUCGUCCCAGUUUUGGCCGACCGUGUACCGUAAGAACAACCCGUUGGGCCCUCAUCCUAGCAUGGUCGGACGCGGCACAGACGAGAUCAAGGACGACGGAUCCAUCUUCAUGGCUCUCGCCCAUCGCGUGGCCUUGCAGGCGAAGCGGGCCGGCAUCGGCGAAGCCAUGGGCGCCGUCAUCGUCCAGCGAGGCGAAGAUGGUGCCGAGGUGAUUGGCCUCGCCGGGGAUGCCCGCUGGCAUCAGGAGUUCGGUCUGGGGAUCCCCAACAACACCAUGACUCACUGCGUCCUGCGGGCCAUCAGCAUGGUCGCCCAGAAGCUCGUCCGGCACGAACGUCGGGCCGCCGGUCUCGAGUUUGCGUACCCCAACCUCGAGUACAACGCGUUCCAGGACCGACCCCUGCUGGAACUAGAGACGGAGUGCUUCCACCAAGAGCAUCCGAACAAGGAAGGCUACCUCUGCCAUGGGCUUGAGCUGUACGUCACGCACGAGCCCUGCGUGGCCUGCUCCAUGGGCAUACUGCACUCAAGAAUGGGCAAGGUCGUGUUUUGCAACCACAUGCCCCGUACGGGCGGGUUAAGCUCCGAUGACCGCCCCGACGGAGGUGGACGAGGCUUGGGGCUCUUUUGGCGCCGGGAGCUCAACUGGAGCUUGCUGGCGUGGGAGUGGGAGCGUGAGGGCGUAGCCGAAUUGCCUCUCGUCGACCCGACCACUCAUGUUUAG